AUGUCAAAGUGUGGCACUCAGGCAGGGGCUGAGAAAGGCUUUGAUGCUACCACUUGCAUUUGGAAGAAGAACCAGGAUGACUUUGAGUGUGUAACCACUCUCGAGGGCCAUGAAAAUGAGGUCAAGUCAGUGGCUUGGGCCCCAUCUGGCAACCUCCUGGCCACUUGCAGCCGAGAUAAGAGUGUUUGGGUCUGGGAAGUUGAUGAAGAGGAUGAGUAUGAAUGUGUCAGUGUUCUCAACUCCCACACACAGGAUGUCAAGCAUGUGGUGUGGCACCCAAGUCAGGAGCUCUUAGCUUCUGCCAGCUACGAUGACACAGUGAAGCUGUACCGGGAGGAAGAGGAUGACUGGGUAUGCUGUGCCACCCUUGAGGGCCAUGAAUCCACUGUGUGGAGCUUGGCCUUUGACCCGAGUGGCCAGCGCCUGGCGUCUUGUAGUGAUGACCGCACUGUGCGCAUCUGGCGUCAGUAUCUACCGGGCAAUGAACAAGGCGUGGCAUGCAGCGGCUCUGACCCCAGUUGGAAAUGUAUCUGUACUUUGUCGGGCUUCCACUCAAGGACCAUUUACGACAUUGCUUGGUGUCAGCUGACAGGGGCUCUGGCUACAGCUUGUGGGGACGACGCAAUCCGCGUGUUUCAGGAGGAUCCCAACUCGGAUCCACAACAGCCCACCUUCUCCCUGACAGCCCACUUGCAUCAGGCCCAUUCGCAGGAUGUCAACUGUGUGGCCUGGAACCCCAAGGAGCCAGGGCUGCUGGCCUCCUGCAGUGAUGAUGGGGAGGUGGCCUUCUGGAAGUACCAGCGGCCUGAAGGCCUCUGAGCUACCUUGACUUCUGACAGAGUAAUGACUCCCCAGAAAACGCCGUAAGACUUUCCCAGCCCCUGAGAGGACCAGGAGGAGCAUCCUUGACCUUCAUUUAACUUGGCUCACUUCUCUUCAGACUUGGGUAGAAGUACGGAGCCACAGAAUUGCUCUCCUUCCCCUCCUUUGACGUGAGGCCUUCAGUAAAGAGCUACAGAACAUCAGUACCUUGUUAUACCACAGAUUUUUCUUGCAGUAGGGCACAGUGUUAAAUUUUUUGGAGGUAAAUAUACUAUUUAUAAUCAUUAUA
Molecule: messenger RNA, 1111 nt
Organism: Mandrillus leucophaeus (drill)
Lineage: Eukaryota; Metazoa; Chordata; Mammalia; Primates; Cercopithecidae
Gene: CIAO1
Product: cytosolic iron-sulfur assembly component 1
Exons: 7
Coding region: 1-819 (272 amino acids)
Biological process (GO): iron-sulfur cluster assembly
Cellular component (GO): cytosolic [4Fe-4S] assembly targeting complex
Molecular function (GO): protein binding
Source: RefSeq, a predicted model, not a curated record